AUGACAGGGCUGCACCGCUACCUGACGUGUGGUUAUGGUGAUUACGGAGUGGGGAUUCACAGACACAAGCCGAGCACCGCCCCCCACCUGCCCGCCAAGGAGAGGUGCCCGCCCCCCGACCUGCCCGCCAAGGAGAAGUGCCCGCCCCCCGACCUGCCCUCCAAGAAGAGGUGCCCGCCCCCCGACCUGCCCUCCAAGAAGAGCAAAGAGCAGUGCCCGCCCCCCGACCUGCCCGCCAAGGAGAAGUGCCCGCCCCCCGACCUGCCCUCCAAGAAGAGGUGCCCGCCCCCCGACCUGCCCUCCAAGAAGAGGUGCCCGCCCCCCGACCUGCCCUCCAAGAAGAGGUGCCCGCCCCCCGACCUCCCCGCCCCCCCCCCACCUGCCCUCCAAGAAGAAGAGCCCGCCCCCCCAAGUGCCCGCCAAGAAGAAGAGCCCGCCCUGCCGCCCUCCAGACCGAAAGGCCCGCCCUCUGACCUUCCUGCCAAGACAGCCCCACCUCUAGCCCCGCCUCCAGCCACGCCCACCAGCCCACACCGACGAAGUACCGCAUACCGGAAAGCCGCACCGGGAGACGCCCCCGCCGCCGCUUCUACUGGUUGCGUCUCCGCUUCCGCUGGUGGCUUGAAGACCGGACAAAGUGGCUUGAAGACAGGAGAAGGAGAAGGCGGCAGGCUCCUCCUCCACCGGGCCCGCCGCACCCCGCCGCAACCGACGGCCCAGCGACGCUUCGUCCGCUUCCCACGAAUGGGCCCGCCUCUGCACGGGAAGGCCCGCGGAGGCACGGGAAGGGCCGACGACGGUCGGGCCUACUUCCGGUGGCUGUGGGCCCGGGAAAGCCGCGCGCGCCUCGUGCGGCUGGGCACGCCGCCUCGGGCCUACUUCCAGUGGCUGUGGGCCCGGGAAAGCCGCGCUCGCCUCGUGCACGUGCGCCCGCCGCCUCGGGCCUACUUCCGGUGGCAGUGGGCCCGGGAAAGCCGCAAGCGCCUCGUGCGGGUGGGCCCGCCGCCUCGGGCCUACUUCCGGUGGCAGUGGGCCCGGGAAAGCCGCGUGCGCCUCCUGCACGUGUGCCCGCCGCCGCCUCGGGCCUACGCGCCUCGGGCCUACUUACGGUGGCUGUGGGCCCGGGAAAGCCGCGCGCGCCUCGUGCACGUGGGCCCGCCGCCUCUCGGGACCGGCAUGGGGAACCGGGCCUCCGCGUCUUCCACGUCUUCGCAAAACAAAGACAGGGGAGAACGGCACGAACUCCACUGCCUGGACCCGGACUCUGCUCCCGCCACACCCGCACCGGAUGGACCGCGCUUGGUGCGGGUCCAGAUCGAGCCGCCGCCGAGGACGGGCGCGGGGAACCUCGCCGCCGAAUUGGAACCCUCACCGCCGCCGCCGCCGCCGUCGCCGGAAGGACGGGAUAAUCCGGGCACAGCUGCGGCCGGCCGUGUGAGGAGGGAAAAGCGCGCCGCCCCUUCGGCACUGCCGCCCGGGAGAGCGGCGGGAGCCGGGCCGGACGGGAGCAGGGAGGGGACGCGGAGACCCUCCGCCGCUCCACGACCGGCCACCCCCGCCGUCUGCGACGCUGCACACCCCUUGCGAUGCGGACGCGGGGGCUACCCGAAUCCCCCUCGGUUGCCGCUGACGGAAGGAACCCUGCACCUCCUUAGGGCGGCGGCGCCUGUGGACGUCGGCCCGGGCCCUGUUCGGCUGACCUUACGUGAAGGGGGAAGCCUGGAGAGAACAAGCCUCCCUCCACACAUCCCCACCUCCCCUUCCACCAAAGCCCUGCUUUCACCCAUCCCCGCCGACCCUUCCACCCUGCACACACGGGCCCAGGCACAAUCUCGCACCCUGCACCCACAGAUCCUGGCCAUGCUGUGGCCAGCAUGGCUUGGACGGAGAAGCCCUGGGCCACUUCGGCCUGCCACGCGUGGAGGGGACACGAAUCGACGGCGCUUCGACGUGCCGGAACGUGACGGCUGUGGCGCGGAGCGACGACGGGAACGGAUAGAGGAGACGACGGACGGCCGCCGCUGCUGA
Messenger RNA from Perognathus longimembris pacificus (Pacific pocket mouse), 2028 nucleotides. Its product is annotated as basic salivary proline-rich protein 2-like. The transcript is spliced from 6 exons. Bases 1 to 2028 code for a protein of 675 amino acids. Gene Ontology annotation, biological process: actin filament polymerization. The record is from RefSeq and is a predicted model, not a curated record. Gene Ontology annotation, cellular component: cytoplasm; actin filament. Gene Ontology annotation, molecular function: microtubule binding; actin binding. NCBI's taxonomy places the organism in Eukaryota, Metazoa, Chordata, Mammalia, Rodentia, Heteromyidae.